GGUCCGUUCCCCCCGGUUCCUCUCCUCAGAGAUGGAGCCCCUCUUCGUGGAGGAGCUGCGGUCUUCAGUGAACCUGCUGAUGGCCAACCUGGAGAGUCUGCCAGUCUCUAAGGGGGGGCCGGACUUCAAGCAGAAGCUCAAACGCUCCAACAUGAACAACUCCUUCCUGGACAUGGACGAGGGGGACGUCCUGUCGAAGUCCGACGUGGUGCUGUCCUUCACUCUGGAGAUAGUGAUCGUGGAGGUUCUGGGUCUGAAGUCUGUGGCCCCAAACCGCAUCGUGUACUGCACCAUGGAGGUGGAGGGGGGGGAGAAGCUGCAGACUGACCAGGCGGAGGCCUCCAGACCGCA
This is a messenger RNA of Notothenia coriiceps (black rockcod), 351 nucleotides long. RefSeq names its product calcium-dependent secretion activator 2-like. The annotation marks the transcript as partial. The record is from RefSeq and is a predicted model, not a curated record. Gene Ontology annotation, biological process: dense core granule exocytosis; synaptic vesicle exocytosis; positive regulation of exocytosis. Gene Ontology annotation, cellular component: glutamatergic synapse. Lineage: Eukaryota; Metazoa; Chordata; Actinopteri; Perciformes; Nototheniidae. The transcript is spliced from 2 exons.